This is a messenger RNA of Nicotiana attenuata, 1774 nucleotides long. Its product is annotated as polygalacturonase-like. Lineage: Eukaryota; Viridiplantae; Streptophyta; Magnoliopsida; Solanales; Solanaceae. Bases 40 to 1254 code for a protein of 404 amino acids. Gene Ontology annotation, molecular function: polygalacturonase activity. The record is from RefSeq and is a predicted model, not a curated record. Gene Ontology annotation, biological process: carbohydrate metabolic process. The transcript has 4 exons.
UCCAAAAGAUAUAUAUAGAAACAGAAGAAAUAUCUUAUAAUGAACAAGAUGUAUUUUAACUUCAAAUUACCAUUUGCAUUUGCACUUCUAUUUCUAGUGCACCUAGGAGAAUCUCAACCUGCAGUUUUUGACGUGACUAAAUUUGGUGCAAAGCCUGAUAGCAAUGAAGAUAUUAGCAAGGCUCUAUUAAGUGCAUUUAAGGAGGCAUGCAACUCGAAAAUUCCAAGUAAAGUUGUGAUCCCAAAAGGCAUAUAUUUGAUGAAUCAAGUGAGACUAGAAGGUAAUUGCAAAGCUCCUAUAGAACUUGAAAUUCAAGCCACUUUGAAAGCUCCUCCAAAUCCAAGCCAACUCAAAAAAGAUAUGGAAUGGUUAACUAUUAAUCAUAUUGAUCAUUUCACACUAUCUGGUGGUGGAAUUUUUGAUGGCCAAGGAGAACAAGGUUGGGCACAAAAUGACUGUAAAAAUUCAGAAAGCUGCGGUAAACUUCCAAAUAAUUUGAGCUUCAACUUCCUAACAAAUUCCAUAAUCAGAGACAUAACUUCAUUGGACAGCAAAUUAUUCCACAUUAAUGUGUUAGGGUGCAAGAACUUAACUUUCAUUGGAGUUAACAUAAAGGCUCCAGCACAAAGCCUAAACACAGAUGGUAUUCAUGUUGCAAGAUCAAGAGGACUCAACAUUACAAAUUCACAAAUUGGUACAGGAGAUGAUUGCAUUUCAAUUGGUGAUGGAAUUCAACAAAUGUACAUAACAAAUGUAACAUGUGGACCUGGCCAUGGAAUUAGUGUUGGUAGCCUUGGAAAAACUCCAGGAGAAUUGCCUGUGGUUGGAGUUUUUGUGCAAAAUUGUACAUUUAUUGACACUGACAAUGGUGUGAGGGUGAAAACAUGGCCAGCUUCACAUAAUGGUGUUGUUAGAGAUUUGCACUAUGAGGAUAUUAUUGUGCAAAAUGUUAGCAAUCCUGUUGUUAUUGAUCAACUCUAUUGCCCUUAUAAUCAGUGCAAGAAAGAUUUGCCAUCACAAGUGAAGAUUAGCAAAGUGAGUUUCAAGAACAUAAGAGGAACAUCAAGAACUCAAGAUGCUAUACAAAUUAAUUGUAGUAAAGGUGUGCCAUGUGAAGGUGUAGAAGUUGGAGAUAUUGACAUAACCUAUAAUGGAAAUGAAGGGCCAGCCAAGUCUACUUGCCAGAAUGUUGACCCAAGUUUUAUAGGCAAACAGAUUCCACCAGUUUGCGCUGGUCCAGCAGAGUCUUCUUGAAGUUGUUUAUGCGUAAAAAGGACAGUCCGGUGCACAAAGUAUUUUACGUCCACACGAGAUACGGGGAAAAGCCGUACCCCUAAAGGAGUGUUAAUAUAGGCAACCUACCUGGCUUAAGCAUCAGUGACUGAUUUUACUUUUUUUUUUCCAUCCGGUGUACGAUAUUUGUAUUGGAGACCGGCUUAACUGGAUUCGUCUAGCGUAAGACCUAUUAAAGAGGAAAACCCUCGCGACUAGUAGUUUUUUUUGCAGAGCUCGAACCCGAAACCUUUGAUUAAGGGUAAAGAAUAAUUUAGUCUUCUUGAGCUUUAAUAUAAAGCUCCCAAAACUUUGUCCCCAUAUCAUUUGGGAUUUUCCUUUUUGUGUUUUUUUCCUUAGCUAGCAUUGGACUUGUCUAUUAGGUAAGAUGUAGACAGAGGAAAUUGUACAGUGUUGUGAAAUUACCAAGCUGUACACUUGAAUUAGAAAAUAAAUCACCUUUAUAGUGUGAAAAUUUAUCAGAUAUGCAUUGAUUGGAUUA